Messenger RNA from Volvox carteri f. nagariensis, 429 nucleotides. RefSeq lists its product as uncharacterized. The record is from RefSeq and is a predicted model, not a curated record. The coding region runs from base 1 to 429 and encodes 142 amino acids. NCBI's taxonomy places the organism in Eukaryota, Viridiplantae, Chlorophyta, Chlorophyceae, Chlamydomonadales, Volvocaceae. The transcript has 2 exons.
AUGGUAUUGAUCAUCAUCGUCCCUCGUCCGCUUCAGGGCGAAGCGCCUCAGCGCGACGUGCCUGGCCUCCCAGAUUUCCGAGAGGUACCUGGCCAAUGCCAGGGUGGCGCCUCAGUCAUGAUGCGAGCGGGCCAAUCGUACAUCAAUGUUCGUCAUAUGGAGACAAUCGCGAUGGGCCAGGAAACUCGGGCGCCGAGGGUGAUGGCAGCAGCGACGCCGGCGCUGCAGCUAAGACUCCUGACCCCGCACCCCGCGGCGCAAAGACGCCCCGACCGCAGACAGUGGAUGGCCGCCAGCAGUAGGGCCCGGUACAUGUACACUGGGAAAUCAACGAAACGCCACGACACACAAGCCAGCAUUUCCUCCCUUUGUCCAUGCCGCUUUACCAAGGGCGUAUUGGUGUUUGGGAAUGUGUUCCUGGCACAUUAG